This is a messenger RNA of Marmota monax (woodchuck), 2824 nucleotides long. RefSeq names its product catechol-O-methyltransferase (gene Comt). Lineage: Eukaryota; Metazoa; Chordata; Mammalia; Rodentia; Sciuridae. Bases 190 to 1002 code for a protein of 270 amino acids. The transcript is spliced from 6 exons. The record is from RefSeq and is a predicted model, not a curated record. Gene Ontology annotation, molecular function: magnesium ion binding; catechol O-methyltransferase activity. Gene Ontology annotation, cellular component: axon; membrane; dendrite. Gene Ontology annotation, biological process: dopamine metabolic process; catecholamine catabolic process; developmental process.
AGAGCCGCCGCCAUCGCCGCCAUCGUGUCGGGACCUCUCAGUUGCCGGGGCUGCCCUCCGCGCUGCCUGCGCCCAGCGCGUCCGGCAGUCCAGGGAGCGCGGCCUUGAGCGAGUACUGAAGAUUGAACCCAAGGAUUUAUACGUACUAGGCAAGAGCUCUACCAUUGAACUGCACCCCCAAGUCUUAUAAUGCUGGGAGUCCUUCUGCUGUUGGCAGCUGCCUCACUGGGCCUUGUGCUGCUAGUCCUGCUGCUAUUACGGAGAUACCGGUUGUGCUGGGGAUUAUUAGUCAUCUUCUGGCUUGAGUGGGUCCUGCAGCCAGUCCACAACCUGAUCAUGGGUGACACUAAGGAGCAGCGUAUCCUCCGCCAUGUGCAGCAGAACGCAAAGCCUGGAGACCCUCAGAGUGUGCUAGAAGCCAUUGAUACUUACUGCACGCAGAAGGAAUGGGCCAUGAACGUGGGUGAUAGGAAAGGCCAGAUUGUGGAUGCUGUGAUUCAGGAGCACAGCCCCUCCCUCGUGCUGGAGCUGGGGGCCUACUGUGGCUACUCAGCUGUGCGGAUGGCUCGCCUGCUGCCAACUGGUGCACGACUGCUCACCAUGGAGAUGAACCCUGACUUUGCUGCCAUCACCCAGCAGAUGGUAGAUUUUGCAGGUCUGCAGGACAAGGUCACUGUCCUGGUUGGGGCAUCCCAGGACCUCAUUCCCCAGCUGAAGAAGAAGUAUGAUGUGGACACACUGGACAUGGUGUUCCUUGACCACUGGAAGGACCGAUAUCUGCCAGACACACUCCUCCUGGAGGAAUGUGGCCUGCUGCGGAAGGGGACAGUACUUUUGGCUGACAAUGUCAUCAUCCCAGGAACACCAGAAUAUCUGGCAUAUGUGCGUGAAAGCAGCAACUUUGAGUGCACACAUUACAGCUCAUAUUUGGAAUACAGGAAGGUGGUGGAUGGCCUUGAGAAAGCCAUCUACAAGGGCCCAAGCAGUCCAGUGCAGCCUUGAUCGUCUAUCCUGCUCUGGGCUCCCCUGCCAAGCCUGGUCCUCCAAAGGGCAAGAUAGACUAACUUCUACUAAUGCCAUUUCUAUAAUUCUGAGAUUGUCCUCAAAUCCAAAGCUUACUUUAGGCCUGUAAGGCCUGGGCCUUGCCCAUAUAGUGACCUCUCUGUGUUGCAGUUCCAGAUUGUCACACUCUGUCACGCUCCAUAGUAUAGGUUCAUUGUGUGAAAAUACUGCUGACAAAGCUAAAUUGAGGGUAGCGGGGAUAGCUCAGAGCACUUGCCUAGUGAGGCUCUGGGUUCCAUCCUUAGCAACACACACCAUAAACACACACACACAGACCAAAUUGGGGCAGGUGGUAUCUUUGGUGUCACUGACCAGCAAGUGGAAUUCCAAUAGGGUUUCUAUAUGGUCCUCAGGCACUGACACCUCUAUUAGAUCCAGGAAGGGGUGUGGAAGUCAGACAUCUACAAACUGCUGUGCCUUCCACUCAGGAUGUCCUCAAGGCUUGCUGUCAGUAGGUGGCAGCAAAGUAACUACCAGAAUUAACAACUCAUAUCAUACUUUGGACUCCUGAAUUUUCACUUUCUUUUUAAGAAUGAAUCAUAACUGCUUUACUAAAAUUGGCUAGCUGCAAUAAUCUUAUACUAAAAUAAUGUUUAAAGGACAAAAUAGAAAUUAAAAAUUAAACGUUGGGCAUGGUUGUGCAUACCUAUAAUCCCAGCGGCUUGGGAGGAUUAUGAGUUCAAAGCCAGUCUCAGCAACAGUGAGGCACUAAGCAACACAGUGAGACCCUGUCUCUAAAUGAAAUACAAAAGAGGGCAGGGAAUGUGGCUUAGUGGUCGAGCACCCCUAAGCUUAAUUCCCAGUACCAAAGAAAAAAAGAAAGAAAGAAAAGAUUAAGUAUUUAGAUACAAGAUAACUGAGUAUAGUUCUUCUCAACUGCCACACUGCUCCCUCUUUCCCAGGACCCUUUGCUAAUAUCAAACAUGCCAAUUUCCUCUUGAUGGAAUGCUAAUGCUACAGGUUAGGCUCAUGGCUGGCUGGGUCCUGUGUAUCACACCCAGCCUAGGAUUUCUGGCCAUAGCAGUGAAGUGGAAGCCAGCCUUACUUAGUAUUACUGAAAAAAAAGAAAAAAAAAAAAAAAAAAAACAGAACAGAAAUUGGCCAGCCUUUACCCAUCUCUAAGCAGGCACUAGGUAGAGGUGAACGCAGGGCUAUGCAAAGUACCUGACUCCCUGGACCCUCAUGUGGCACUGUAAAUGAUUAUGUUCCUUCCUAUUCCCAGUCAGCUUGGUUUAAUGCAAAGGAAGGCAGGCUUAGCCUAGCCAGAGCAUUUCUUCUGGCUGCUCAGGUACCCAGUGGUGAAGCAGAGUUGAUUUGUGUAUGCCUAAAUCUAGAGCUGCUCCAGCCCCCACCUUGGCUCUGAGGCCCCAGCUCCUCCAAGUGAUCAGAUUACUGGCCACCCCAGCAGGAUCCCAGUUCCUAUACUGGACACAAAUAUAAACGCUGUCCAAGCUGAGCUCACCUGUGCCCAUUCCUGGUCUCAGGGCCAGCUAACCACCCAUAAGCCAGCCCACUUCUCUGAGCAUAGAGAAAAGGAAUUAGCAAGUAGCCAGGGUGAAUGGAUAUGGAGAAAUGCCCAAAGGGCAGGAGCAGAGUCUGCACUGGUCAGCCUUUACCUACCCAAGGCUGAGGGAGAAGCCCAGUGGCUUGGGAAAAAGAAGCUGAGCCACACAAAACAGAAAGUUCUUUGUUGCUUUUUUAAAAUUUUCUUACAAAAAGUUAGAUGUUUACCAAUACAAUCUUAUUUUGGUUUUGUUUUUAA